AUCAAAGAUCGGCCCCGCACUGGCAGACGCAGAGUUGCUACCAUUAGGGAAGACCAAAUUUGCGAAACCGAUUUCGAACUCUAGACACGCCUCAUAAUUCCCCAGGGAGAAGGAUUAGCUUUCGGACAGUGCAAACCCGACUUAAAGCAUUGCAUUUUGAAAGCCCGUAUUCCAUAUAAUGGUACAGAACUGACAGAUCAUCACAGCAUCAUUUGCGCUUUCGAUUGCAAGACUUGUCGAAGAUGAUUGGUUCCGUUUGUGUUUAAGAUUUGCCAUCAGGAGAACCCUUGUUUGAGGAAACGUGGAAAACAUUUUGUUAGUUGUGAGAUUGAAAUAGACAGGUUUGGGGUCGAAAUUAAUCUAAUUAAAUCAGAUCCUAGGAUACGCUCACAAUCGCUAUAAUAGGCAUAUAUUACGCAGAGUAUACGGCGCGGAUCUAAGAAGUCUGAUUUUUAUUAGAUUGGGGUCGAAAUGUAAUGGUUUGAUGAGGAACUUGUGAGGGGGAAAAACUGCACUCAGCUCUUUGUGAUGAACUGUACUCUGACGGCUCAGCGAUCUCAUUUUGAUUUAUUUCUGAUUAUGGGAAAUGAUGUACUUAGAUGAGACAUCAAACUGAGUCUGUUCAGUGAUUUUAUGUAUCACAGGAUGCAUUUCAUCUACCACUCUGAACACUGCAGUGUGAUGACGUAUACGUGUUGUUUUAUUGCGUUGUGGGUGGACAUGUACAGCGAUGCGAGCGGUAAUAAAUGCGAUUCAUCGCGUUGCUGCAAUAUAUAUUGUAGACUAAGAAGCAUACAGUAAAUUAAGUUUUUAUGUCAAAAUAGGAUGUGAAGUACAUGCAUUGUAAUAAUAAUGAUAAAGAAAGAAACAAGAAGUGCGGAUAUGAGCAAUAGAGUGCACAACAUGUCUGCGACAAGAACUUGCCGAUGAAUGUACUUCACGAAGGAUUAAACCCUCUCUAUUGUCCUGUUGUUGAAAUAUUGUUCUGCAUUAUGUGCUGUGAUAUUAUUAUUUGCCGUUCAGUCUAAAACAAAUAGGUUUACUUUUAAACUAGGUAGUCAAUCAGUGCUUCGCUUGAUCGCUCGUCUUGUGUACCUCUUGAAAGAUUAUCUAGGUAUUAAUUUACAUUCUGUCAACGACACAUUCAGGCCUGAUUAAGAACAAUAAAUGUUAAGUCAAUUUCUUGCAUGUACUGCAUUUCACCGAUUACAAGUCAUUUUUGGGUUGUUGGAUUGCUGACGGAGAAGAUAACCAGAAAAUGCUUCGUGGAAUUUCGUUUUUCUUGGUUUUAAGUGCAUUGUUUUCUUGGUAUGGGAAAGCUUUGUCCAACUCCGAAGCAAACACAACUCGCGAUGAUGUUGCGCCUUGUGUAUCCAAGAUCUUACAAGGAUUUACUCUGAGCUCUCUUCGGAUGCUGAAACACGGUGAUGUUGAAGGCUUAAAGGUCAAGUUGUACCGUAGCCAACUAACCAAUAGCUCCACCGACUGGUUCCUGGUUCGUGAAGACGGAAUUCGAAAUAGUUUCUUCUCCUUGUCUCCUUUCAAUCCAAUGGCUCAGUGGGUGUUGUUCGCUUCUUUUCAAACAAAUGAGCUUUCGAUUCUUGAGAAUCCAAGUAACUGUCUCGGUGAAUAUCGGCAUCCUGAUUUUCGGGCGACCAUCCAACAGCUGAUACUACAACGCGUCCAUGACCAUAUUUCGGACUCGUUUUAUCUUUGUGUCAAGGAAGUUAAAAAUAUAUCCGGGUCUCCUGUUGAACUAUUUGAUUGCUGCACAAGAGGUUCAAACGGGACUUUAUCUUGUGAAGAAAUACAGACAGGCGGUUUAGUAGAGGUUUUCUUCAGUAUUGUUUUUGUUUUGAAGGUAUUUCUGGUUAUUUUGGGUGUGCGCUUUAUUCCUAGAUCUUUGUACAGGAAACGCCACUGCUACAAAGAAUUCAUAUUUUCUUUAACAACUCCGCUAGAAAUUGCGGUAACAAAGCGUUUUUCGCCUCCACCUAAUGUAUCUAAAUUACGAAAUGUUGACCUCGGAACAAAAUAUACCUCUAGUGGAUAUCAGUAUCGAAUUAAGAUUGGAGAAAAUCUUGACCGACUUUCUGAUAUCGUAGAGAAGAUGGAGAUGAGUAAAACGGAGAACUUCAAGCUUAGGGCCGUGUGGUUUAAAGUGGAUCCAGAUCGUGUUGUUUCGAGAAAUAAGGCACCUGUCGGGUUUUUCUCCUUUUUCUAUCGUCGACUAUUUCAGUGCAAAUGUUACGUUCAUGGACGCAAACAGAAAGUGUUCGAACAUUCAUAUGUUAAUGAAAACAACGAAUAUAUUUCUCUGCACAAUUGCUGCAAACGCAAAAUUUCAAAGGACAGUACGUGGGAAUCUCUCGCCCGAAAUUUGAUACAAAUGUUUUUCACCCUUUUUGUGUUCUGGAGUCCAGUAAUUGUUAUCACAAUGUAUUGGAAUUAUGAGGAAGGAUUCAUUCAAAAUAAACUAGAAGCAGCUAGAAGUAUAAACAUGACAACAUCACUGCCGUUUUACUCCACGAAACUACUGUCUUUAUUCUAUAUUCACGGUUUUUACGUUGUGUAUCAAGUAUGUUUUGCCAUAUGGUUUUUGCCGUUAUUAAUGCUAAUAUUCAUGAAAGUAGUCACAGAUAACACAUUUUGGAAAAGAACUGUUUGGAUUUUUAUAAGGAGUCUGGUAUAUUCUAAACAUUUCUCCCAUGUUGGAACCAGUUGGGCGGCGUCAUUUCUGCUUCGAUCCUUCACCAGCAAUGCUUUGACGGAUGUUAACUCCAUACACAUUUUUCUAUGGAUCAUGGUAAAGUUAGCAUCAUUGCUCAUCGUUGUAAUUGUCCUUCUAUUUUGUAAGUUGUCUAGUCUUAAUGUGUUUCUACAGCUAGUGUGGAGAUACACACGAGAAAUUGUGAAAUGUGUGAAGAAAACCAACAACGAUGACGAGCGCAGUGAUAUGGAGGAUCUCGUGCAAGAGAAAUUAUCCAAGGACACUUGUGAGAAAAAUGUCCGAGGGUUUUUAAACCUCCCAUCAUCUGACGUUUGUUCGUUAGUUAUGGAGGACACCAAGUUUCCAAGAUCUUCUCGUGCCCGUUUUUUGUGGUGUAUCAUGUGCUUUUGUUGGUUAACAUUCUUGGUUUGUGCUAUUCCAAUCUUCAUAGAUGUUACUUUUAUCAUUGUGGACAUUAUAAUUUUAGUCAUAGUCAGUUUGAUUUUCAACAUUCGUCACGUGGCACAGUAUUUUCUAAUUAUGCUUUUCAUUUGCGUUUAUUCAAGUAUCUUCGUUAAACACGUCGAAGAAAUAUAUCAGAAUUUUAACAAUAAAGUUCAGACUUUUCUUCUUGAGAGACAAACACGAUCAUUGAUAAAUAAGAAUUUGCAUGACGACACGAUUCCAAGCGCCAAUCGUUCUUACCAAGUGAUACCGGGCAGAGGAUGCGGAAGGUGCGCUGCGUGCCACGUUUUCACUACCAAAAAUGGUAUACCAAAGUGGAAGGCCCGUCACUUAGUCCAGUUUGUGGAUGACAAAGGUGAACCCUGUAUCCCAAAGAAUUUCUUUUUUCAGACUUGCUACAUGAACCACUUUGCUUGUCCAGGGUCUCUUUCCAACCACUACUACAAUGCCGUGAUAAAAUCCCUCCUUUUGACAUUUUAUAUAUUACUUAUGAUUCUGUUGAUUAAAAUUAUACACCCCGGUCUUCCAUGGUGGGGUUAUUUGCUAGUAUAUACUAUAGUAGGACUUGUACCAAUAAUAUUUUUGACAAACUUUUAUUCUGGACCCCGGGAUGACAAAUAUGAUGUAGCAGACGACAUAUUCAAACAAAAGCUUGAACACGUCAUCCGUGAGUACAAACAGGAAUGGUCUAUCAUUGAUUUAGAAAUUUCAAGUCGUGCAAGAUUGGAUGACUCUAUUUCAUCACACCUGGAAGGAAAUGAUGAUGCUGACAACGAAACCAAAUGCUGGUUUCGAACUCCAAACAAUGCCUGUGUAUGUUUAAACGUUCCUAACCGGAAGCCAAUGAAUGUCGAUGAUACCAUACAAACAGAAUCCGCCCCUCCUACACCAGUAAGACGAACUCCAUCAAGAAAUGGUUUCAGUGGUUCCAGAACAAUGCGCGGACAGUGGAGUUCUUUUGAGAGUAACUCUCCUCGACAGAGUUUCAAAUCAUUACAAACGUCUCCCAUGCAAUCACCCAGACGCACACAGACUUCUAUCCCCGGAAACCACCAGGAGUCAUGGGACUCGCUUGAUGAUAGACCACCUACCAGGUCGUCUUCUGGUAAACGAAAGAGUCCGAGAGUGCCAUCCGAUGAAAUAACACAUGAAGGUUCAGAAAUGAUUAACAUUCUUCCUAAAUCAUACCCUGGAGCAUGCUGUGUCAGUACCAAAGAUGAUACAAUAAGUAUUGCAAGUACGUUAUCUAAUCAUUCGCAUGACCAACAUCACCAGGAAACCAUAUCCUCCAUAUUGAAAAACAUGAAGUCACUCAACCGCGACAAGAGAGCCACGCAAACACUUGUAGCAGACGUAUAAAUAAAUGACUUUACACCAUUCAUUUUGCGAUUAUAUAUAUAUGUUGUUUUUUAUAUCAGUGUUUUUUUCGUUAUUAUGAAAUGAAUAAAUCAGAAAUUAACUCAUA
Ostrea edulis (European flat oyster) is the source of this 4640-nucleotide messenger RNA. RefSeq lists its product as uncharacterized. The transcript has 5 exons. NCBI's taxonomy places the organism in Eukaryota, Metazoa, Mollusca, Bivalvia, Ostreida, Ostreidae. The record is from RefSeq and is a predicted model, not a curated record. Bases 1259 to 4534 code for a protein of 1091 amino acids.